Messenger RNA from Penicillium diatomitis, 477 nucleotides. RefSeq lists its product as uncharacterized. NCBI's taxonomy places the organism in Eukaryota, Fungi, Ascomycota, Eurotiomycetes, Eurotiales, Aspergillaceae. The record is from RefSeq and is a predicted model, not a curated record. Bases 1 to 477 code for a protein of 158 amino acids. The transcript has 2 exons.
AUGGAUGCCCCUGCCUCGGUCGCUAGAGGCGACCGCCCGUGCAAGAGAAGACGAGACGACUCUGAAGCAAACGACUCCCAAGUCACAAAUGAGCAGCAAACUAGAGACAAGACGCUGUGUGCUCUAUACCGAAUCAGGGCAGUACCUCGUGGCAUGAAACUGUCUCUUAUAGAAGAAAUGAAACGAAUUAUAGACGAGAAUCCUCGUCUUGCGUCCACGACAAUAGAAUUCCUUGAUCUCUAUCUUUUCCUGUGGGAGUCUUACGUGAUCGAUUCGGCGCAUAAGAUCCGUUUGGAGGAGGAGCAGCAACGGCUACAAGCCGAGAACGCUUGGCUAAUCCACGCGAAUAAUCGAUUGUACCAGGCUUGCACCGACCGGGAGCUGGUGUUGUGGGACCGCCAAGAAGCAUUCGAUUCCGUGCAGGAGGCAGUGGUCAAGGUGCUCAAAUCACUACGAGUCCCGUCGAUCACCCGUUGA